Messenger RNA from Macadamia integrifolia, 1603 nucleotides. RefSeq lists its product as uncharacterized. The record is from RefSeq and is a predicted model, not a curated record. The coding region runs from base 441 to 1064 and encodes 207 amino acids. The transcript is spliced from 2 exons. NCBI's taxonomy places the organism in Eukaryota, Viridiplantae, Streptophyta, Magnoliopsida, Proteales, Proteaceae.
AAAUUUCUGCCACUUUAAACCGGCCCAUUUCUCAUUUGCUGAGACUAAGGGGUUUUUAGGCCUGACCGAUUUUUAUCAUCGCUUCAUUCAAUGCUACGCUCACAUUGCCGCCCCACUCACGGACCUCCUUAAGAAGGGAACGUUCACUUGUUCUAUUCAAUGCUACUCAGGCUGCCCUUGAAGAGUUGCAGUGAGCAAUGACCACUGCCCAAAUUUUGGCCUUACCCAAUUUCUCCCUUCCCUUCACUCUUGAGACAGAUGCGUCGGGUGUCGUUAUUGGGGCUGUUCUAUCUCAAGGGGGCUAUCCAAUCACCUACUUCAGCAAGAAGUUAUCCCAAAAAAUGCAGGCAUUCAACGUAUGAGAGAGAGAGAGAGAGAGAGAGAGAGAGAGAGAGAGAGAGAGAGGUCACUAAAACAAGAUAUAUAAAGGCAUAGACAUCAUGAUAUCAAAUGAUAUUCUCGUCCAGAGGCUUCUAAUGACGAAAAAAAUGGGUUACGUUGGGUUAGGUUUCUUUUGUUUCUUUCUGCCACUAUGUGUGUUUGUAUCUCAGCCUCUUUGCGUCUUCUUUCCCUUCUUUCGAGUCCUUUCCAUGGCCUGUGGUCCAAUCGAAGAUGGUGACGAUGCCACUGUUGACGACGAUGAAUCCGACAAUGCAGAUCAUCUGCUUAUCGUGACCCAUAAGCUGCAGUGGUCGGAGAUCAAUUCGGCCCUAAUUCUCCUUGUUGCUGCCCUAGCGCACUCCCCGCGAUACCGUCCACCAUCUCCUCCACCGCGGUAUCCAUCACAUCCUCCACCAUCCCGCCUCCACCAUCCCCAUCACCACCUCCAUCUCUUCCAUCUCCACCACCAUCAUCUUCAUCGUCCCACAAUCUCUUUUGCAGCAGAAUCCACCACUAGCGAAAGACGUGCCACCGACAGCACUACCAUAUGCUCCAGUCGGUCCAAUGUGGAUUCCGCAUCCUCACCUUGGCCUUUUUUUCCGGAUUUGAAGAACCUCUACUCUGUCUGUCAGAGGAUCCGCAGGUUGAAAGCACCAGAUUUGAGAAUCAAGUUGUUUCUCUAAGCAAAAUGGCCUCACUUUACCAGAAAAAAAUUUUCAAGCGACGUUUUGGUGGGACCAUUGUUACUUGUAAUGCCCUUUUCAGAUCUCAUCCUUGGGAUCUCAAUGGGUGGAGCACAAGAUGGCACCGAUGCCAGAGGUUUCACAGGAGACGACAUCACGAAGGGCAUUGUUGAGGACUCACUGAUGGUGUGUUAGGAGUGUGUAGACUGGUAUGAUGUGCGCUAUAAUCUUUGGAAAGCAUGAGAUUUUGGAUACAAUACCCCUUCCCUUUUUUUUUUAAUUAUUUUUGGCAUUUGUCAUGUACCCAAUCACAUUCCAAGUCUUGUCUACAACAAUAUCACUAGGGAUUAGUUUGGUUUUAUUCAAACCCAAGCCCUGGAGACCCUGCCAAUUGCAUGUAAGAUAAUGUUAUAUUCCACUCCCUUGUGUUGUUCAUGCUUUUUGUUUGAACAAUUUUUUUAUUAUUUAAAAAAAAAAGGAAAAAAAAGAAAACAAGACUUGAACGUUGAACUAUUUAUAGAGAGAUUAAGCCUUCUAGA